AUCACUCUUCCCCCUUUCAUUCCUCUCCAUUCUCUCAUACCUUUGCCUUUCAGCUCGUACUGGAAUGCUUUAAACAUAAACACAAGACUUCUUUCAUCGCUUUCCAUGCUCAUUUUUGCUUCAUUUUUGCUCCGUAUACCAUCACAUUAACUAGGAGUACGUCCGGACCCGCUCAAUUUUACAGCAUUUAGCGGCCUUCUGCAUUGAUCCCUCUUUUUCAACAAUAAAGAAAGGACCCAUCAUACUCGAUCCAAAAUGAGCUCGUCAUAUGACUCUUAUUCGAUCAAAUCCGUUCCUUCUACAUCAAAUAAUUCCGAUAAAAAGAGAUGGCGCGAUUUAGGUUUAUCAGGUGUAACAACUUCUGGUUUUGCUAAUUUACUUCGAUCAGCAAGAAAGUCAACCGAUAGCCUUCGUAGUGCAGCAAGUGCAACAAGCAGUCGUGCAAGAUCUCAAAAUCAUUCACAAAAAGGUUCGAAUGCCACUUCCAUCUCUACCGAUAAGAAUUCUUACCGUAAUUCAGUCAACAAAGAUUUACCACCCAAUCCAAGAACGCCAAACGAGCAAAUCAACGAUCUAUCCAGAAGAUCAGAAUCAAGUUCAGCUGCUUCGCGUGUCAUUCAUGAUGUUCCAGAAGAGCCACCACUAGAAUACUUCGAAAUGCCACCUGAAGCUGAAUUGGAUCCAUCUGUAAAGUUGGGAAAACCUACAACGAAAGCGGAAACACACGAGAAAGAUCGUGAGCAGAACAAUCGUACGCCUACAAACGAAAGUGAACUUCGUAAUCGUGAUCUCACAAGUCCUGCAGAUUCCACAACAAGAAAACAUUCUAUCACAAUGGCAGAAUUGCCUCCAUCAAUCUCUUCACGCACUGCAAGUCUGGGCAUGUUAGGCCAAGAUGGCUUGCCGACAAGGUCUUAUUCGCAUACAUCUGCUUUGAGUGAGAAUGGCCCAACGGCCACAUCAUCAAUAGCCGGCUGGACUGCUGAACAAGAAGAAGAAGGCGAAGGCGAAACCCGGGAGGAAAGUGGUUCAAAGACGCCUACAAACGAUGACAAACAAUCUGUUGCAAAUCAAUCAGAUUCACUUCAACGUAUUGGAUCUUCUGCAAAAUCUGUCGCUCGUAAAAGCUUUACACGUAUUCGAAAGAAAAGUAAUGCAUCUACUCAUCAAGAUUCGGCAAAGUCUAUCACUGCGGCUAUCUCUUCUAGUGCGCAACACCCCAUGCCAGUCUCUGCUUCGGGUAAUGUUACAGCAGCAUCCAGCAGUGUUGGUGCAGGAACACAAUGGGCUGGCAAUAAGACCGGAGAAGGAGAUGGUAAUACAAUUGCUCAGCUGUACGCUGUGUUUGGAUUGCCGAAAGAUCCUUCAGUGUGGACCCUAGCUGAGGAAGACUGCGUAGUCGGCGUGCAUCACUUAGAUGGUGCAAUUGACCGAUUCUGGAGACCCGAAGUGUUGGGUUGUUCUAUCUGCCCUCCUCCUGCAGAAGUUUUGGGUCACACACAAGCUUCUUCUUCAUCUUUAGACGAACAAUCUGGUGCAAGCAAAUGGGAAGGUCGUACCAGCAACAAAGAUGAAAGCAAGAAAUCUCAAAGUCCCAAAUUCAUCGAAAUGAACGAUGGUCGAGGUGCUACCGAGAAAGCCGAGACUGCUCGUGUGUUGAGCAAAGCUCUCAAGUUGUCUUUCACUCGGGAAGUCGAAGUUGUGGCUGAACAAGGACAUUAUCCACCCAAAGCCACUUCACAUACUUUCUCUUUCAGCGUGCCCACGAUUCCAAGCUCGGGCGAGGCAUAUGAACGUACAGCAGACGGUCGCAAAGUUGCAAUGGCAACUGGUGUUUCUGUUGGAGGAGCUGCGAAUGGAGUCGGAGAAGGUUAUGGAUUGACCUCGCAUCGUAAUGGCUCAAACACUGGAUAUGGCAAUAGCAACGAUGACGGACCACGUUUGGCAACCUUUUACGGUGUUGCUUUGACCGUUUGGAGUGCGGCAGACGAAAAGCGUGCAAAAGUGAUUCGAAAAGAAUUAGCAAAAGCAAAGAAACAAAACGGAGGUAAUCUUUCCAAGAGUAAUGCAGACGAAACAACGAAUGGCGCAGAAGGUGAAAAUCCCGGUUUGGCUGCUGUUAGAGGAUCUUCUGAUUCUGUCUUUUUUAUGCCUUAUGCUAUUUGCAUCGUUUCUCGAUUCCCACUCUACAAUCUUUUGGGAGAUUGGAACAAGAUGGCUUGGCAUAAGUAUAGCCGUAACAUUGAGAUGCACAACCAGCUCAUGUCCACCAUUCUCAGACAUCCUGCUCCAAGAUUGGGUGAAGAGAUCAGUGUUGGAUCACCCGAGAAGGACCUCUCUUUCCACUGCACCUUCCCUGGUGCAGUAGAGUGGGGAACAGGAUUGAUCGGUAUCGAUUUCACGAUGUGGCCUCUAUUCAGCACAUUGUCGCUUGACAACAUUUUGACCAUCUGCGAAAUUGCACUAGGCCAUAACGGACGUAUCUUGUUCGUUUCUUCUCACCCUGCUUUGCUCGGUAUGGCCGUUGAAACACUGCGCUAUCUUGUCGAACAGAGUGGAUGGCGUGGUGUUGUUCAUCAAAUUUGUCAUGCUCGUGACGUUCGGAUUUACCUCGAAGAUCCUGGCUCUUGGAUUAUUGGUAUCAAUGCAGAAUUGCGUGGAUUAGUUCAACCUCCUGCACAAGUCUGCACCGUGGAUCUGGAUAUGAACCGUAUCACAUGCAACAGUCCUCCUUUGAACGCAAUUAGUACAAAAGGAUUACGUGAAAGAAGACGCAAGAGAUUGCACCAAGCUGUCCACGUUAAUGACGUCGAUUAUCAUCCACCUCGUGAAUUCAUUGAUGCUUAUCCGGGUUCAAGAUUCCGUCCAUUGAGUAGAAUGAUCACGCGGGAUUUGAAUUCUGCAUAUGAGCAACUGCCUGUGCCUCAAUGGUGGAAUCAAACGGUUGCAGUACAAGCUUUCGAUAAUUCAUUACGGGAAGAUCAAAAGUCAACCUUUUUGAAAAAGAUGCUCAAAUCUCGACGUACUAGCCGUGCAGUCGUUGCAUCUGAAUCAGAAAUUGCUGCAAUCAUGGCUUUGCGUAAGAGAGCAAGCACAUUCGUUGAUGCACGCGAUGGCUUGGAAAACAAGAUUGGACGAUUGAACAAACGUUUGGCAUUCUUGAUGAGCGAAUCAGAGAUGUGGAGAGCGCAAUUUGGUAAAAUUCAAGUUUUGGUUGAUCGAUUGACAAAAGAAGCGAACGAUUUACGUUCAAAAGUAGACAAAGAACGUAGAGAAAGUAAACGUUUAAGCUCUCGUCUGGCUCAAAGAGAUGUCGAGCAUGUACAAUUGCAACUUCAGCUAAAGGAUACCGAACAAGCACGAGAGGAGGCCAUGGGCGAAUUGCUAAGAAUGAAGACGGCUAUGGAAUCUGUCGAGCAAGAGCGUGAAGUUAUGAUGGAAGAGAUUCGUGCAGUCUUGUCUGGAGGCGGUAACAUCGAAGAUGUGAAUAUGAGCGUUACUAGACUUGAUUUACCUUCGUUCAAUCUACUCUCCAGAAGUAGUAGUCCUACUGGAUCUCAAGUGAGUAUGACGCCUUCUCAAGCAGCAGAGUACGUCUUGAAAUCCCGCGCAAUGGCUGAAGCAAGAAUCUCGGAAGGAAGGCCCGGACGUAAUCAAAGUCGCACAAAUAGCAGAAUAUCCUCUCAACAAGGACACAGAAGAAGCAUGUCACAAGAUCGCGGUGAACGUGACCGUAACGGAUCUUACAGUGGAUCAGUGAACUCCCAUGUGAAUCACUUCCCAGACGAGCAAAUGAAUUAUGAGAUUCAGCAAAGGACCAGUAUUGUGACGGAUCAAAUCAGUAGAAUUCAGCAACAGCUUGAAUCCACCUUGACAAAUUUGGAAGGUCGCCGAUCAGGAACGUAUGAACGCGAAAUCAAUCGCCGUCAACGUCGUGGCAGUAACGCAAGUAUCAAUUCAAGAUACGAGUACCGUAGCAGCGUUGGACAUGGCGUCAAUAACGCAGAGGAGAGCUUGAACGAUCAUGCAAGCGAAGAUGGAAAGACGGUCGAUACAAAGACCUCAGAAAUGAAAGACAAUACUCAAGAUCGAUCUUCAAUGAGAGCAACACGUAGACGCAAAGAAAGAAGUGCUGCACCACCUACAGCAUCAAGUCAGUCUUUGCGUGAUGCAUAUGCUUCUUCCACGGCUUCUCAUACCUCUUUAGGUGUUCCUCCUGCAAUUCAACCAAAGUCAAGCAAUCGGCCACGCAUUUCUUCUGUUGGUGCAAACGGAAAGAAGAAUUCUACAGAUAGCAAUGGAAUUGAUUCAAGAUCUCCGCCUAGAUCACCUGAAGCUGAAGUGACACCUGGUGUGUUCACAGCUUCUAACAGCGGUGAUUCCAAUUCAAUCACACAAACGUUGAACGAGAACGGAAAUGCAUCCUCCCCUGUGAUUGGAGAGAUACCCGCAAGUGAUUCCAAUCCUUCCACUGUGACACCUGUUUUGUCUCAUGAGGAUUUCAAGCAUGGUGUGGCUUCUCAACCAUUGCUCACUGCUUUGCAGCAAAAGCCUAAGUAUUAUACUGCUGAACAACCAACUCAAGUUGAACGAACAGAAGAACAAGAAGCACUUCAAGAGAUUUCUGCUGGUCAAUCAGAAGGCAAUAGCCAUGAUAACGCCCAUCAACAAUCGCACAAUUCUCAUGAUGCUUCUCACAAUACAGGCAGUGGAAACACUUCUCCUACUUUACCUACCGGUAUUCCUGCAGGAUCUGAUGCUGAAUCUUUGAUGACCAAGAAUGGAUGGACGGUUGAUACGGCGGAUGUGAAAAAUGUUACUGAAUUAAGUGGAUGAUUGUCAGGACAGGUUCAGGAUAAAAGGUUUUUAUUGUCUCCAUUCUUUUACUAUAAAAUAUACAUUAUUUAGUGGAUGCUACUUUUGAAUGCUAUAAUUUAUGCUCAUCUCAUUGUCUUAGUCAUCAUCAAUGGAAUGUCAG
Molecule: messenger RNA, 4978 nt
Organism: Meira miltonrushii
Lineage: Eukaryota; Fungi; Basidiomycota; Exobasidiomycetes; Exobasidiales; Brachybasidiaceae
Exons: 1
Coding region: 256-4836 (1526 amino acids)
Biological process (GO): regulation of Rab protein signal transduction
Cellular component (GO): cytoplasmic vesicle
Source: RefSeq, a predicted model, not a curated record